GUCGUUGAAUGGUUAGAUUCUAGCAUAUUUGAGACAGCUGAACUCCCCGUUACAGACGAGGCGAUACCGUCAGCCGUGGACAGGCUAAAAGACUCAUUGGACUCGGCCGCUCGUCAGUCAAGCAUAUCUUCAGCCAAGAUCGGUCGCAAAGUUAGUCAUCGACCAUCACAACAACAGGCGCGACCACAAACAUACUCAGCUUUGCUGAUAAAAAGUUAUGAACUUCAAAGGGACAUGAAAGCGGAGGCACUGACUGAGACACCCAAAGCCUACACGUGGAAAGGGGAUUGGUUACAGCGUGGGUCGGAACCAGCCGAUUAUCGUUGUCAACCUGGUCGUCUGGGCGCGAACAGCCAGUUUAUACUUCAACCAAUCCCCUUGCCCAAACCCGGAGUGACACGAUACCCGUUUCCAACGAGCAAAGAAUUAUAUCAACGAAAGAAAGCGCUUCAACACGAAUGGAUUAAUUUACAAUUGUACAAUCAAUCGAUGAGAAAAUUGUUUGAAAAGCUGGACAAUUUGAAAGGUAAUUUCAAACAUGAUUUCAGUCAAGACAAAAUGGUUGUUGUAAGCGGUCCACAUAAUGUUUGUGCACCGGUAGGAUUAGCUAAAGAAAAUCUAUAG
Echinostoma caproni is the source of this 624-nucleotide messenger RNA. The record is from the annotation of a GenBank genome assembly. Lineage: Eukaryota; Metazoa; Platyhelminthes; Trematoda; Plagiorchiida; Echinostomatidae.